Cydia amplana is the source of this 831-nucleotide messenger RNA. RefSeq lists its product as uncharacterized. The transcript has 5 exons. Bases 1 to 831 code for a protein of 276 amino acids. The record is from RefSeq and is a predicted model, not a curated record. Lineage: Eukaryota; Metazoa; Arthropoda; Insecta; Lepidoptera; Tortricidae.
AUGGACUUCCAGUGUCUGCAGAGGCUGUGCUUCUAUGAUUGUGUAAUAUCGGACGGCUGUAUUUCCCAUUUUAUAGCGGACAAAGCCUUAGAAGAAUUAGAAUUGCGGGAUUGUUCUAGAGUGAAAGGAGAUUUCCUCAAUACUAUAGACUUGUCAGCGUUGAAAUCCCUUUUCUUGUCUUCUUGCGACGUUCUGAAUUCCGAGCACUUACUCUCAGCUGUCGAGCGUCUCGGCGAGCUGAGGGAGUUGGUCCUUCUUUCAAUGUCUGACGAUAUAUUCAUCGGAAUACAGGCAGUGCUGGAUAAGAUGCCCAAAUUGGAAUAUCUAGAAAUAAAUGACGCGUAUGAGAUGGUUUGCCAUGAUUAUAAGCCCCUAUCACGUCUGGGUUGUUUGAAGGAGCUCGAUGUGAAGUACAAACUGCCUGAUGAGGCCGUGAAAGCUGUACUACAGGGUUGUAAAGAGUUGAGGACCUUGACGUUUCGGGACUGUACAGACAUGAGCUCGCGCGGCGUGGUGGAGGCACUGCGUUGCAGGGGCACGGGGCUCCGCUCGCUGACGCUGUUGUCGCUGGACUUGGACGAUGUCGGCCUGGUGGCCAUCAUCAGCGCCUGCCCUGAGCUCACGCGGCUGGAAGUGUCCGGGGCGGAGCUCUCGCCAGCGUUGCCCGCGCGCGCGGCGGCGGCGCGGCGAACGGUGCGGGCCGGGGCCCGCCUGUGGCUCUGCCUCACCAGCACCAGUCUGUCGAAUAAAAAGCGACUGAAAGCACUUUACGGGGAUUAUGAACCAAUGAAUCUGGAAUAUGAAGAACUAAUUAUAGAACUUGAAGACUAG